AUGUGUAAUUAAGAGAGGGUUGUAACUGAAGGAGAAAAAAUUACAAAAAUAGAAAUAAAGAAAAUAGAAAAAAUGAAAGUAAUAAGAAAAAUAAGAAAAUUUAAUGAAGAGAAAAACAUAAAAAUAUAAGAGUAAAUUAAUUCAGCGAUUAAGAAAAAUAAAGAUGAAUAGACACUUUACUAUAUUAAAGGUAUAAUUAAAUUUGACAAUUUUUGAGCAAAUACCUUAUAGACAAUAAACAGAUUUGAAGAAGCUUUGGAAAAUUAUGAUGCAGCAAUUUAGAGAAAUCCAGAAGAGUCUGACUAUUAUUUUAACAAAGGUAUAAUAAAAUCAAAGUGAUUUCAUAGCAAUUACAUUAGAUAAAAUGAAUAGAUUUGAAGAAGCCUUAAAAAAUUAUGAUUCAGCUAUUUAGAAAAAUCCAGAAAAUUCUAAGUACUAUUUUAAUAAAGGUAUAUUACAAUCAGAAUGAUUUUUUAGCUGAUACAUUAAAUAAUAUGAACAGAUUUGAAGAAGCCUUGGAAAAUUAUAAUUCAGCUAUUUAGAAAAAUCCAGAAAAUUCUAAGUACUAUUUUAAUAAAGGUAUAAUACAUUCGGAAUGAUUUUUAGCUGAUACAUUAGAUAAAAUGAACAGAUUUGAAGAAGCCUUGGAAAAUUAUAAUUCAGCUAUUUAGAAAAAUCCAGAAGAUUCAUACUACUACAAUGGCAAAGGUAUUAUACAAAGUGAUUUUUUAGCUGUUACAUUAAAGAAUAUGAACAGAUUUGAAGAAGCUUUGGAAAAUUAUAACUCAGCAAUUUAGAGAAAUCCAGAAAAUUCUGACUUAUAUUUUAACAAAGGUAUAAUAAAAAUCAGAGUGAUUUUUUAGCAAUUACAUUAGAUAAAAUGAACCGAUUUAAAAAAGCUUUGGAAAAUUACGAUUUAGCAAUUAAGAAGAAUCCAGAAGAUUCAAGGUAUUACAAUAGCAAAGGUAUAAUACAAUCAGAGUGAUUUUUUAGCUGAUACAUUAGAUAAAAUGAAUAGAUUUGAAGAAGCUUUGGAAAAUUAUGAUUCAGCCCUUUAGAAAAAUCCAAAAAAUUCAAGGUAUUACAAUGAUAAAGGUAUAUUUACAAUUAGAGUGAUAUCUUAGCAAUUACAUUAGAUAAAAUGAACAGAUUUGAAGAAGCUUUGUAAAAUUAUAAUUCAGCUAUUUAAAAUAACCCAGAAAAUUCUAAGUAUUAUUUUAAUAAAGGUAUAUAAUAAUUUAAGAAGUUUUUUAGCUGCCACGCUAUAUAAAAUGAACAGAUUGGAGGAAGCUUUGCAAAAUUAUGAUUCAGCUCUUUAGAAGGAUCCAGAAGAUUCGAGGUAUUAUAAUGGCAAAGGUACUAUAAAAUUGGAGUGAUUUCUUAGCUAUUACAUUAAAGAAAAUGAACAGAUUUGAAGAAGCAUUGGAAUAUUAUGAUUCUGCAAUUUAGAAAAACUCAAAAAAUUCUGAUUAUUAUUUUAACAAAGGUAUAAUAAAAUCAAAGUGAUUUCAUAGCAAUUACAUUUGAUAGAAUGAAUAGAUUUGAAGAAGCUUUGGAAAAUUAUGAUUCAGCUAUUUAGAAAAAUCCAGAAAAUUCUAAGUACUAUUUUAAUAAAGGUAUAAUACAAUCGGAAUGAUUUUUUAGCUGAUACAUUAAAUAAUAUGAACAGAUUUGAAGAAGCCUUGGAAAAUUAUAAUUCAGCUAUUUAGAAAAAUCCAGAAGAUUCAUACUACUACAAUGGCAAAGGUAUUAUACAAAGUGAUUUUUUAGCUGUUACAUUAAAGAAUAUGAACAGAUUUGAAGAAGCUUUGGAAAAUUAUAACUCAGCAAUUUAGAGAAAUCCAGAAAAUUCUGACUUAUAUUUUAACAAAGGUAUAAUAAAAAUCAGAGUGAUUUUUUAGCAAUUACAUUAGAUAAAAUGAACCGAUUUAAAAAAGCUUUGGAAAAUUACGAUUUAGCAAUUAAGAAGAAUCCAGAAGAUUCAAGGUAUUACAAUAGCAAAGGUAUAAUACAAUCAGAGUGAUUUUUUAGCUGAUACAUUAGAUAAAAUGAAUAGAUUUGAAGAAGCUUUGGAAAAUUAUGAUUCAGCCCUUUAGAAAAAUCCAAAAAAUUCAAGGUAUUACAAUGAUAAAGGUAUAUUUACAAUUAGAGUGAUAUCUUAGCAAUUACAUUAGAUAAAAUGAACAGAUUUGAAGAAGCUUUGUAAAAUUAUAAUUCAGCUAUUUAAAAUAACCCAGAAAAUUCUAAGUAUUAUUUUAAUAAAGGUAUAUAAUAAUUUAAGAAGUUUUUUAGCUGCCACGCUAUAUAAAAUGAACAGAUUGGAGGAAGCUUUGCAAAAUUAUGAUUCAGCUCUUUAGAAGGAUCCAGAAGAUUCGAGGUAUUAUAAUGGCAAAGGUACUAUAAAAUUGGAGUGAUUUCUUAGCUAUUACAUUAAAGAAAAUGAACAGAUUUGAAGAAGCAUUGGAAUAUUAUGAUUCUGCAAUUUAGAAAAACUCAAAAAAUUCUGAUUAUUAUUUUAACAAAGGUAUAAUAAAAUCAAAGUGAUUUCAUAGCAAUUACAUUUGAUAGAAUGAAUAGAUUUGAAGAAGCUUUGGAAAAUUAUGAUUCAGCUAUUUAGAAAAAUCCAGAAAAUUCUAAGUACUAUUUUAAUAAAGGUAUAAUACAAUCGGAAUGAUUUUUUAGCUGAUACAUUAGAUAAAAUGAACAGAUUUGAAGAAGCCUUGGAAAAUUAUAAUUCAGCUAUUUAGAAAAAUCCAGAAGAUUCAUACUACUACAAUGGCAAAGGUAUUAUACAGAGUGAUUUUUUAGCUGUUACAUUAAAGAAUAUGAACAGAUUUGAAGAAGCUUUGGAAAAUUAUAACUCAGCAAUUUAGAGAAAUCCAGAAGAUUCUGACAUAUAUUUUAACAAAGGUAUAAUACAAUCUGAGCGAUUUUUUAGCAAUUACAUUAGAUAAAAUGAACAGAUUUGAAGAAGCGUUAGAAAAUUAUGAUUCAGCAAUUUAGAAAUGUCCAGAAGAUUCAAGCUAUCAUAAUAACAAAGGUAUACUAUAAUUAGAUUUAUCUUUUAGCUAUUACAUUAAAGAAAAUGAGUAGAUUUGAAGAAGCUUUGGAAAAUUAUGAUACGGCAAUUUAGAGAAAUCCAGAAAAUUCUAAGUAUUAUUUUAACAAAGGUAUAAUGCAAUCAGAGUGAUUUUUUAGCAAUUACAUUAGAUAAAAUGAACAGAUUUGAAGAAGCUUUAGAGAAUUAUGAUUAAGCAAUUUAUAUAAAUUAAAAAGUUAGCGACUAUUAUUUUUUUAAAGGUAUAAUUAAGUAUAGAUACUUUCUUAGCAAAUACUUUAACAAAGUUGAAUAGAUUUUAAGAAUCAUUAGAAAUUUUUUAUUCUUUAUCUUUUCAAUCUCAAUGA
Messenger RNA from Paramecium octaurelia, 3405 nucleotides. The record is from the annotation of a GenBank genome assembly. Lineage: Eukaryota; Ciliophora; Oligohymenophorea; Peniculida; Parameciidae.